Pomacea canaliculata is the source of this 3295-nucleotide messenger RNA. RefSeq lists its product as uncharacterized. The coding region runs from base 244 to 939 and encodes 231 amino acids. The transcript is spliced from 8 exons. NCBI's taxonomy places the organism in Eukaryota, Metazoa, Mollusca, Gastropoda, Architaenioglossa, Ampullariidae. The record is from RefSeq and is a predicted model, not a curated record.
CUGAGGAAGCACCUAAGUAGUUUCAAUCAGAAAAACAAGAAGUCUUCUUCACACAAUCUGUUUAAGGCUUCGUCGGAAUUUGUUAGGUUCCUGAGAGUGACAUCCUAUACAAUAGAGGGAGGUGAAAGAUCACGUGACAUUUAUACCUCUAGCACGUCAUUUCCGCUUCGUCUCAUUGUGUCUACGUGUCCUUCAAAUCUCAUUGCAUUCAAGAGCAGCAGCACAAGAGUGAUAUCCUGUACAAUGGAAGGAGGUGGAAGAUCACGUGACAUUUAUACCUCUAGCACGUCAUUUCCGCUUUGUCUCAUUGUGUCUACGUUACUCUUGAGCAUUCAAAUCUCAUUGAAUUCAAGAGCUUUAGCACAAGCGAAAACGAAAGCAGCCUGCAAUAUUUCAAGUGUCAAGGAGAACGAACCUGCAGCAUUGACUUGCGUCUUCAGCUACGAUAUCAGUGUUACUAAAGACAACUUCGAAGUGGUCCGUCCUGAUGGCAAAGGCCCUAAUGUUGCAAGUUGCACCUGGACAAACGGCAAACUGGAGUGUACCACAACCACAGGGUUCGACGUCAACAAAACAGUCACAGAUCACGUGAUCAUCAGGUUAUCACAAGCCACACCUGCUCACACCGGACAAUACGCUUGUCGUCUGCAAGGUUCUGAUGACGGCGGCUUCACGCACUGUGAUUUUGUCGUCAUGCCAGGAGAUCCACACGACGACUCUUCCGCAGGUGUAGCUGCAGCGGUUGUUAUUCCACUGCUGGUGUUGAUAGUCUUAGUAGCCGCCAUUCUUUUUGUACUGUGGAGAAGAGGGAAAGAGAGUCUUACCAAGAGUGGACCCAUUAAAAUAACCCGCACACAACCAUCAUCUCCGAAGAGGAAGCAAAGGAUGUCUAGGGAGUAUAAAAGGACACCCGCUCCACGCGUGCUCGGGACGCAGUGAAGGAAAGCGGCCCACUCCAGCUCAAGUAGCGCUGAGCUAUUUUAAGACCACCUUGCUCUCACGUGACAUGCAAAUGUCGGGUUCAGGCCAAGUAAAGACAAGACAAGACAAGUUUUUUUUAUUUCACAGAAAAACAUAAAAUACACACAAAUAGCACAUUAUGUAAGUGCAUAGUUAAGGUAGCACGGUCUUUUCGCAGUAUCUCAUCAAAACAGGUCAUCCAUGGUAUUGUACACAAGGUCUUUUUCUCUCCUCGAUCCCCUACCCACAUAUAUAUGCAUAUAUAAAGGUACAUAAACACAAGCCAUAGUCUUACAGGUCAUCUGUUGCGCCGUAUAUUGUACUAAACAAAGUCUUUCUUUGUUACAAAAGAAUCAAAGCAAAACAUUUUAAAUUAAAUGGACAGUCAAUGUUUUCAAUAAAGAAAGAGCCCAGGGACAGAUGGAUUUUGUUAUGAACUAAAAAGAAAUUCUAAAAAAAAAAAAAAACAAUCCGGAAAACUUUGUAGGUGGAAUGUCCCCUACUCACGAAGAAAGUAUUCUUACUUGUCUAGCAAGACGAGAGAAAUAUAAGAAUGUUUGAAAAACUAGCGUGCUAACACACUUUUGAAUAUUGUCUGUAAACUGUAACAUGUUGCACUUGUAAAUGUAUAAAAUCACUCUUACCAAAUAUACAUCAGAUUUUUUUGUGACAUAAUGAAACAAACUAAAUUAGUAGACAUUAAAUAGCAUUACGCAUUAUGCACAUUAAACAAAAACAAAACAAAACAAAACUAUGGAUUGUCACAAAACACAAAAACACAAAUGUCACAAAACACAAACACAAAAGAGAGAAAGAGAAGAAAAAAAAAGGAAGAGGAAUGUGGAAAAGAACAGGAUUCGCGGGCUCCUCAUUAGACCACAAUGUAAAUGCAUUCUCACUUAAAAACAAAAUACACAGACAGAAACAUUCAAUGUGUGAAGAAAAGCUGCUUACAUGGUAUCCAUUUUAGUGCAAAACAUUCUGGCUUACUAUUUAUUGUGUAGUAAUAUUUUUCUACAUGAUAUCUUUUUUUUUUAUUUCCAAUACAAAUGAGUUCACACUUAGAUGAAUAUUGAAACAUUUGCACCGAUAAAUAUAAAACUUUGCCAUAAUUAGAAUAAGGCUGAAUAUCUUAUCUGUCAUAAGCUCAUUUUGGACUCCAAAUAGGAUUAGCUGUUUCUUUACUUCUAUCUGCUCACAAUGAGCACAUUUUUCUUUUAACUUAGUAAAGAGAUACUUCCAAAAUUGUUUAACAAUAAUACAAUCAAAAAACAAGUGUUCUAUAGAUUCCCUUGACUGAGUGCAGAAGGUGCAAAGAUCUGAGUCUCUAAGUUUUAUUUGAUAUAAUAGUGUGUUUGUAGCUAAAACACGAUGCAGAAUACGAUAUUUAAACCACUGAAGUUUUGUAUCCAUUGUAACAAUAAAAAGGUGAGCAAAUAUUUGUCCCCACUGAAGGUCUGGAGAAACUUUUUCCCAUUUUCUAAUGCAUGUAGGAGGCGUCUGUGGACACAACAGUUUAUUAUAUAUAACUUUUGUGCCUUUUUUUAUGCUUGAUUAUGGCUAACAGUGAUGCAUAGCAUGUAGUAUUUCUGUCUGAUUGUUUCCAUAAGUGACCAAUCUUUCUUUUAUAUCUGACAAUGGCCAUGAUUCUACUGUAAUAUUCGAGAAAGUUUAUAUUUUUGACAUGUAUUUGUUGGAAUAUUUCAAAUUUCAUAGGUAUUCCAUUAUUAUCAAGUAAAUCCCCAAUUUUCAUAAUAUUACAGUUUAACCAUUUUUCUACUGUUUUUUGUGUAUCAUUUUUGGACAGAAAAGUAUUAAAAAAUAACAGUUCAUGUAGAAAUUCUGUAAGUGACAAGGGGGUAUAUCUAAUGCAAAAGUCUGAAAAAAUAGCAAAUACAUCUUUCCAAAAUACAUUUGUUUCAGCAAUAUUUUCCAGAAAGUAUCCUCCAUACUGUUAAAAAUUUAAAAUCUGUGGAUGAAUUGAAUUCAAAAGGUACUUCCAGCCUGCAUUUCAUGUACAAAUCUUCCUUAUCCAUCUCAGCUUGAGUGCAUUAUGAAAAGCAUUAAUAUCCAUUACCUUUAGUCCCCCUUCUGAGUAUUUCUGAUAACAGGAUGUUCCUGAUAAAGCAGAAUUACUAAUAUGCUCAGAUCACUGCUGGUGUGCAAAUUAAAGUUAUUUAAGUGCUAAUUACAACUGAUUUUGCUUUAUUUGAUUUGGCUUGAUUAAUACCAAAACUCUCAUAACUUAAUGUCUUAUGUCUUCAUGCUACAUUUUGCUGUAAAUACUUUAUACGGUCUGUUUUUCAAAAUAAAAUGUUAAGUGAAAAAUGUCAAA